UACCACUACAAAAUCUGCUCCUUAUGAAGAAGCCACAACCCCCCUCUCCCAACCUAAUCUCCUACACACACUUCUUUCGCACUGGUUUUAACUGUACUAACUUCUAUACACACUUCAUCCACUGUCAUUGAGAGAAUUUCUGCUAGUGGAAGUGCUGUCUCCACUGAAAUAACCAUGCCAUUCCAGUUCCCCCUCUCCUACCACUGCACUUACUCACGGUAC
This is a messenger RNA of Geodia barretti, 222 nucleotides long. The record is from the annotation of a GenBank genome assembly. NCBI's taxonomy places the organism in Eukaryota, Metazoa, Porifera, Demospongiae, Tetractinellida, Geodiidae.